Molecule: messenger RNA, 2716 nt
Organism: Coffea arabica (coffee)
Lineage: Eukaryota; Viridiplantae; Streptophyta; Magnoliopsida; Gentianales; Rubiaceae
Source: RefSeq, a predicted model, not a curated record
AAAUUAUCCCUUUUAGUGUGCAACAAUCGGUCCACAUGAAAACCUCCGUAUAGCGUUUAUUUAUUCAAUCAAAUUAUCCCGAGUAUGAGACAUCCUUGACGCCUCUGUGUGACAAAAAGAAGAAAUAAUGGAGGGCGAGAAUCCCCACGAUGCCACAGAAACCCAACCCAGCAGCGACCGCAUCAAGCUUAAUGUCGGAGGCAAGCUAUUCGAGACCACCACCUCCACUCUCCGCUCCGGUGGCCCUGACUCUCUUCUAUCGCUGUUGUCCAACCGGUCGCUCCACCACCACGACCCGUCUCAACCGGUCUUCAUAGAUCGCGACCCUGAGAUAUUCUCAGCCCUCCUUUCUCUCCUGCGCUCCAACCGCCUCCCUUCUACAGCUAAACGCUUCUCCAACCAAGAACUCAUCGACGAGGCUUCUUAUUACGGGAUUGAAUCCCAAUUAAAAUCCGCUCUCGCUCCGUCUCCUCUAACGGGCAUCGACGCCUCCCUUUUCACCACUAUCCGCCCCUCUUCUGACGCCACGGUUUCUGAUUUCAACGCCAUCGACUCCGACGGCUCCGUCUGGGUCGCCCACGGUGGUCAGAUUUCGGUCUACGAUUGGAAUUUAACCCAUUCCGGGACCGUCAGGACCCAUCUUGAUUAUAUAAGUACAAUUCGGAGGAUCGGACCUGGAGUAGCCGCAGUGGGGUCGGAAACACUGGCGGGGCUUCAUGUCUACAACACAGCGAGCGGAUACCGGUCUUGCUGUGUCGACUGGGCGGACCCUACAGACCCUAGGAUCUAUAAGGCCCGAGUCAACGCGAUCGCUGACUCAGACAACUCGGUCUUUGCUUCCUUCGAUUGUCGGCACAAGGAGAAUUGCGUUCUGAUGAUUGACAAGAACAAGUGGACGACGUUAGAGGUCGCGAGGCAGUCGGGGAGCUCUUCCAAGUCCAUGGUUGCCGGAAAGCUGAAGUAUGUGCCAAAGGCCGGAGUACUUGUCGGAGUUUCGGUGACGUCCGGGUUUGGUUAUUCGGGUUAUAUACGAUUGUGGGACCCGAGGUCCAAGGAGGUGGUUUGGGAGACAAACGAGCCCGGUUCAGGUAGGAGCAGCAGGUGGGACUCGUUUGCUGACGUGGAUGUGGAUGUGGACGAGUUGACACUGGUCAAACUGGGUUCUAAAUCGGGGGAUUUGGCCGUGGCAGACCUCCGCAAAUUAAGCGAAGAUCCAUGGAUUUAUUUGGAAGAGAAGAACCCCAGGAUGAGGAUGAUGACUGGUGGGGCCAGCAGCGUGGGCAAUUGUGUGAUUAACUGUUACAGGAAACAGCUGUUCGUGGGUAGGGAAGGUGAGCUAGAGGUGUGGUCCACGGUGGAGGGAGAUGGUGAUCAGAAUGUGGGUGGAGAGAGGAUUCUAUGUGAAGGGUCGUAUAGGAGGAACUAUGUGGAUAAAGUGGAGGAUUCUGAAAGAGGGGUUAUAAAGAAAAUUGAGGGUGGUGGGGAUAGGCUAUUUGUGAUUCGAGAAGGCGUGGAGGGAAUUGAGGCUUGGCAAAGUUCACGCUUUUCUGGUGUAGUUUCUUCCUCUUGAUUAAUGUAAUGCUUUGGCCUCUUUCACCUGGCCCUUAUCCUUUCUUUGCGUUUUUAUUCAACCUGCAAAGGCAAAAAUUAUUGGAGGGUUCUUCUCAAUCUUCUUCCAAGAAAUCCAGGCAAUCCAAAUUCUAGGUUUACACAACAAGAACUUCCUGCAUGCAAAGCAAUAUUAACUCCCGAGGGGGUAAAGCUUUAGAUGAUCCAUCUGCUAGUGUCUUUCAGAAAAGUAACCUUCUCAAUUGGUCUGAUAUGCUAUUGCUGAUAUAUGGGUGAUUGAAAUUGUAGACUGCCAUGGAGAAAACUGCAUUCAUUCAGAAUGACAAGACCAACAAGGCUGUGUCAGGAGCUUGACAGAAGAUAUGUCAAAAGCAGAAGUGACAAACAGUAGCGCUCAUUGAUAAUAAGCGCAUUGUGCCUUGGUGCCCUUGUUACUGGGAGUAUGUUCAAUGAUGCUCAUGAAUUGUCAGUUAAGGGCAUGAAUCUAUCUGUAAACGAGAAAGAUGUUGCAUAGGACAGUAAUAAGAACUAUAUCAUUUAAUUUGGAUCAAAAGUUUAUCCUAUAAGCUUUUAGCAAGGAAGCUUGAUUGGAGGUGGAAAACCUGAUGAGAAAAUACCAUGAGAAGAUCUUCUAGUCUGGUGCGCACUGCAGCAUUUCCGAGCUUUUGAAAGUUGUAUGGGUGAAAUGAACAGUAUGUUGAGGCUAAUGAGAAGAUUACAGUAGUGAUACAGUAUAACGAUAAUGAUUAUGCUUCUGGAGGCAAAAGAAGCUGGUUCUUUCGACUGUGACUUGGAUUGGUGGAAAAAACAGUUUCUUAGGCUUGGGAUACAUCACUAUUGGUUGGAUUUGUGCUUAAUCAUUGCAACAAAUCUCAUAGUAAUGUACCUUAUCAUGUGGAGGUGCGUCAUUAGUAGUUAUUUUACGAUUGCUCAUUAGUAGUCAUCAAUCCUUCUUUACUGUUUAGGAUUAGAUGGAUAUGGUUCUUCUAGUUAUGGUAGUGUGAAAUUUUUAAAUUUACUUUACAUCCUCAAUGAGUAUAUAAUGCAAACAACCGAGACCAGACUCAUUGGAUGAAUUCUUUUUGUGUCACUGGAAAUUGAGCUUUUGUUUUAAGAUGAGAAACCAAAAUAUGAAACCAUUUGGUUA